Molecule: messenger RNA, 1668 nt
Organism: Bathycoccus prasinos
Lineage: Eukaryota; Viridiplantae; Chlorophyta; Mamiellophyceae; Mamiellales; Bathycoccaceae
Exons: 1
Coding region: 1-1668 (555 amino acids)
Source: RefSeq, a predicted model, not a curated record
AUGACGAUGAAGCGGAGGAGCAACGAGAGCAAAUCAAAAGAGCAUAAUAUCAGGGGAAAGUGGAAAUCCGUUUUGCUCGUGGCUUUCAUCGCGUUUGUCGCGGAAAAAGCGACGAGCAAAGCGAGAGUGCACUUCGCGAUGAGAGGAAAAGGAGAAGUGGUGUUUCGAAGUUCUGGCGCGGGUUUUUUGGAGAGAUUUCCUUCUUCUUCUUCUUCUUCUUUGACGACGACGACGACGACGACGACGACGGAGAUUCUCGCCGUGGUGACAGUUGGUUGGCAGAUAUCGUCCUCGUCGAACGAAAGGAAAAGGCACUUACGGCGAAUCAUCGAAAAUUAUCGGGAGAUGUGCGCCGCUACGGAUGACGGUGACGCGCCUCGAUUCAAGCGCGUCACGGUAGCCGUAGCGGCGUACGAUUUCGACGCGGAGUCGAUGACGUCGUUUCUAUCGUCUUCCUCUGAACAUUUUUUUCGUUCGUCGCGAAGAAACGGCGACUGGCAAAUAUCUCUCGAGGAGGAGAAGAGUAGCGAUGGUCGUCGAGUAACAAUUGAACGAGCAGAACGCGCGCUGAAGAUGAAUUAUGUGAAAGAGAACCGGUCGUCGUCGCUGCCGUGCGAGUUUGCCUUGGAUUUAGAGUUGUUCGGUUUCAGAGAGAUCGACGGGACGAAAUCGCAUUUGACUCCCGGAGACUUGGCGCUUCGUCACAGGGAUAUUUUUUUGCGCAGAAUACUUUCCGAUUGCGAAGACUGCGAUGACGAGAGCAGCGAUAAAGUCUUAUUCAUCGUUCAAGAAGACGACGUGUAUUUGGAUAAGAAACAUAUUUCUUCAUUUCUGGAAACUUCGAAACUUACCGAAAGUGCAAAUAAGUUUGCAGAGGAAGGGAAGGGAAGCUUAUUCUAUCAUCCGUUCUUUUUCGAUUACGAGAAGGAUAGCGACGGCGUCGUGUACGCCGACUGGAGAGUAAACGCUGGCUUCGUUCAAAAAUGGAACAACAAUCAAACAAUUUUUACGAGCACGAAAGCUUCUGGCGGAGGGAGGAGUUUAAUGAUCCGAGGUCGCUCUCGCCUUCAAGAUUUACUUUUUUCAUCGGAAAGCAGUAGCAGUGUCGGUGAAACUCGCGUUGCGGAACUAAGAGAAUGGCUCGACCCACUCUCUGUGCAUCCCGGUGAGUUCAACGUCGAAGUAGCCACGAACAGGUGGAUUGAAAGAAAGGUACACGCUCGCGUCCAUAAAACCAAAGCUAGAAGGCAAGUUCGCUUUCUCUUGCCACUCUCUUCAGGCGUUGUCGACGCCAAACAUCGCGCCGGAUCGUUGGAGACUUUGCUCGACAGCGCCGGCAUCUGGCACGCUUCGAACACGUACGUGGAAAGGAGGAAAGAGCUUUCACCACUCGAUCCAACUUCUCCGUCGAAAAACAAAAAGAAUCAAGAAACUUUGGAGCGUUUGCGAUGGCGCGAGCUUCAACAAAUCUUUCGCUCGUGUCUCGAGGAAGGACAAAAAAGCGAAGAAGAAGAAGAAGGAGGUGAGAACGAAUGUUUUCGAUGUUUAUCGGUCUCGUCUGAAAAAAAGGCGGAAUACCGCGCUCGCGUUGUCGUCGACGACGACGACGAAAAGAGAAGAACGAGGAGAAGAAGAAGAAGAAUCGAUGUUGUCUUUUCGUGCGCGUAG